Lampris incognitus (smalleye Pacific opah) is the source of this 1926-nucleotide messenger RNA. RefSeq names its product NMDA receptor synaptonuclear signaling and neuronal migration factor a (gene nsmfa). Gene Ontology annotation, cellular component: cytoplasm; nucleus. The record is from RefSeq and is a predicted model, not a curated record. The transcript is spliced from 16 exons. The coding region runs from base 1 to 1926 and encodes 641 amino acids. Lineage: Eukaryota; Metazoa; Chordata; Actinopteri; Lampriformes; Lampridae. Gene Ontology annotation, biological process: positive regulation of neuron migration; regulation of neuronal synaptic plasticity.
AUGGGAACCGCCGUGUCCAAAAGGAAGAAUUUAAGGAACGAUGCGAUAUCGUCUGUGGCAGCAAAAGUUAGAGCAGCGCGAGCAUUUGGAGAGUACCUGUCCCACGCACAUCCUGAAAAUCGAAACGGAUCAGCUCACCUGCUUUGUGAAACACUGGUGGAUCAAGACCCAGAGUCACCAGGUGACACCAUUUGCUCCGACAAUAACAACCACCUCCACCCCUACUCCCAUCACCACCCCAGCAGCACCACCAACACCAAUAAGAGCUCUGUGGCUGACCCAGAGCCAAGUUUAGUAAAACCUGAGCUGGGCUUGCUCCAGCCACCUCCCCCAUCUAUCACCAUUAACACCAAGCCGACCCGGCUGUCACUAGAGCGCAGUUUUUCGACGGAGGAAGACCAGCAGAAGUGUGUGGAGUGCACCCUACAACCCGCCCGUGUGUACACCAUCAACACCCAGCACGGUGUGCUGAUGAGCAGCGGUCGGGGGAGCAAAGAGAGCCUAGAAUUGGAUGUCCUGAAGGAGAGGUCGGGGAGUGGGGGGAUAGGAUCAAGAGGAGGGGGUGGCAGUGGCAGCAUUGACCCACACCUCCACACCACCCUGAUCCAACCCUCCACCUCCCCAUCCUCUAGCUCAUCCUCCCCAACCCAGUACCACCACACCAGCAGUGGUCGUGGAAGCGGCAGUGGCAGUGGCCACCACCACAGUAACCAUCACCACGGGAACCAUCACCAUGGGAACCAUCAUUCUCUAACUGCCAGUGGGUCCCACUCCCGCCAUUCCUCCCACCACCACACCCACCAACACCACCUGUCUCAAACCCCACUGCAGACCUCCGUCAGCGCCCAUAAUAUCGGCAGCUGGGGUGAAGGGGGCAAAGUGGAGUCGGAGUGCAGCAGUCUGGCUUGUGAGUCGUGCAGUGGAAUCCCCUCACGCAGCCAGGGUUCCCUCGACCUGGAGAGCUCGUCCCGCGAAGCAGGCAAGCAGUACCGACGCCUAGAGUGGGUGUGGAGGGUGGACUGGAUGACUGGGCUGGAGAGAGAGGACAGUAACUGGUUCCCCAAGGAAAACAUGUUCAGCUUUCAGACUGCAACCACAACCAUGCAAGCGAUAUCGAACUUCCGGAAGCAUCUUCGGAUGGUGGGCAGCAGGAGAAUGAAAGCACAGACAUUUGCUGAGCGUAGAUCGAAGAGUUUCAGCCGCUCCUGGAGUGACCCCACCCCUCUCAAGACUGACGAUCGCACAGACAGUGGGGACCUGCAGGCAUCCUGCGGAACGCUAGACGAGGGAGGAUGUGAUGAUGCUAUGGACUGGGAGGAGGAGAGAGAGCUGGAGAGGCUAGCCUGUGAGGGAGAUGACUUUAUACCCCCCAAAAUCAUGCUGAUAUCUUCUAAAGUCCCCAAGGCAGAGUAUGUUCCCACUAUUAUUCGGAGGGAUGACCCAUCCAUCAUCCCUAUUCUUUAUGACCAUGAACAUGCCACUUUUGAUGAUAUUCUAGAAGAGAUAGAGAAAAAGCUUACAGCUUACAGGAGAGGCAGCAAGUUUUGGAGGAUGCUCAUCUUCUGUCAGGGGGGACCAGGUCAUCUGUACCUACUGAAAAAUAAAGUGGCAACCUUUGCUAAGGUGGAGAAGGAGGAGGACAUGAGCCAGUUUUGGAGGAGGCUCAGUCGUUUCAUGAGUAAAGUCAACCCGCAACCAAACCUCAUUCACAUCAUGGGAUGCUACGUCUUAGGCAACCCCAAUGGAGAGAAGCUGUUCCAGAAACUGAAGAACCUGAUGAGGCCUUAUUCCGUGGAGUUUGAGUCCCCACUGGAGCUGUCCUCACAGGGCAAAGAAAUGAUCGAGAUGUACUUUGACUUCCGUCUCUACCGCCUUUGGAAGACUCGCCAGCACUCCAAACUUUUAGACUAUGAGGAUCUGUUGUGA